Petromyzon marinus (sea lamprey) is the source of this 3049-nucleotide messenger RNA. RefSeq lists its product as uncharacterized. Gene Ontology annotation, molecular function: DNA-binding transcription factor activity, RNA polymerase II-specific. Lineage: Eukaryota; Metazoa; Chordata; Hyperoartia; Petromyzontiformes; Petromyzontidae. Gene Ontology annotation, biological process: regulation of transcription by RNA polymerase II. The record is from RefSeq and is a predicted model, not a curated record. Gene Ontology annotation, cellular component: nucleus.
AUCCACACACACUACAACCACACACUACAACCACACACUCACUACAACCACUCACUCCAACCACACACUCACUACAUCCACACACGCUAGGCUCUCACUCGCUCCGAGACCCACUCACUAACAGGGCUCCUCUUUACCCAGACAUUUGCGAACCCUCUCUGCGUCUUUGUGUGGGCGCCAUGUCGAUGCCACGUGCAACUCGUUCUGCUGCGGGAGGGGAGGCUUUGCUCGGUCGACGGAGCCCUCUGGUGCAAGGGGAAGAGCUUUGGACGAGAGGGGAGGAGGUUCGGAUGAGAGGGGAGGAGCUUUGGACGAGAAGGGAGGGGUUUCGGGCCGAUGGAGAGGACAUCAGCUCUGGUGGAGGGGAGGUCCUCUCGGUCCAAAUUAAAGCAGAGGACCUUCCUGUUAAAGGGGAGGACCCCCACAUCAAAUUGGAGGACACCUGGGGUGGCGGAGGAGGAGGAGGUGAGCCGCAGAAUGGCAAUGGCGACCUUCGGGCGAAAGCGGACGACCUUGGCACUCGCCGGGACGGCGACGCGUGGCCGAGCGGCGAGGACCCUCGCACGCCGAGAGACGGCGCGGCGUCUCCCGGCGGUGACCUCGGCGUCAAGCAGGAGGACGUCCGGGCCGAUGGGGAUGCCCUUGGUGGGAAAGUUUCGGAGCUCCCGGUGGAAACGAGGCGACCGCCGGAGCAGCUUCGCAUCAAAAAGGAGGAGGAGGACCUCCUCGAGGCUGACGCAGUGAAUACCGCGGUCGGUGGCGAGGAGCCGCCCGUUAAGCAGGAGGUCCUCGUGAGCGGUGGAAACGAGCCGCGCGUUAAGCAGGAGGACCUCCGCGUUGACAUCCGUAUCGACGGACGCAGCCCUCGGACGACGGGGCAGGCUCCGGGCACGAAGGUGGAGGAUGUUUGUACAGAGGGGGAGCAGCGUCUCGACUGCAGCGUGUUGGACCUCCCCCGGGUUAAAGAGGAGGGCGUUCAAAUCAAAAGGGAGGACCUUCGAGACGACGGUGGAGAGGACCUGCGGGCCGGAGGUUCAGUUGCGAGGCCGGCGUUCCCAGACGUGGUGGAGGUGGAGGUGAUGAUGGAGCACGUGGAUGAAGAGUCGGACGGAGCGGGUGAGACGGCCGAACAGGGAAGGCACCGCUGCUCCGUGUGCGCCAGGGAGUUCAGCCGGAAGCGUGGGCUCCAGGUCCACACGUGGCAACACUCGAGCCACCGCCGCCACCGUAAGAAGGCCCUGCAGUGCGACCUCUGCGCGUACAGCACGAGGCUCAAGAGCGACCUGGAGAGGCACCUGCGGACCCACCAUGACGACGAUGAGGAGGAGGAUGAGGAGGAGAGUUCGGCGAACUGGGAGCCGUCGGCGCUAUCGGCCGCCUCGAGACGCACGGCACCAAGUGGACCCGUCCCUCGUAACCGCCGUGCGAUACGUGCUGCAGUGGAGAGUGGACCCAUCCCUAAUAACCGCCGUGCGACACGUGCUGCAGCGGAGAGUGGACCCGUCCCUAAUAACCGCCGUGCGACACGUGCCGAAGCGGAGAGUGAACCCGUCCCUAAUAACCGCCGUGCGACACACUCGAGCCUCCGCCGCCGCCGUAAGAAGGCCCUGCAGUGCGACCUCUGCGCGUACAGAACGAGGCUCAAGAGCGACCUGGAGAGGCACCUGUGGACCCACCUUGAUGACGAUGAGGAUGAUGAUGAGGAGGAGGAUGAGGAGAGUUCGGCGAACUGGGAGCCGUCGGCGCUAUCGGCCGCCUCGAGACGCACGGCACCAAGCGGACCCGUCCCUCGUAACCGCCGUGCGACACGUGCCGCAGCGGAGAGUGGGCCCGCCCCUAAUAACCGCCGUGCGACACGUGCCGCAGUGGAGAGUGGGCCCGUCCCUAAUAACCGCCGUGCGACACGUGCCGCAGCGGAGAGUCGGCCCGCCUCUACUGACCGCCGGAGGAAAGCCGCCACAGCAGCAGCAGGAGGCGAGUCCGUCUCGAAUAACCGCCGGACGAGACGCGCACCGAAGAAGACGACGACGACGACGACGACGACGACGACGGAGGAGGAGGAGGAGAAGAAUCUUCCCCAGGCGCGCGAAGGGACGGAUAACGGACGAGGCCCCGCGGAGGCGCCCCGCCGGGCGAGGCUCCACGAUUGCCCCGCGUGCGGCAAGGCGUUCUCGCGCGCCGCCCACCUGCGGCGCCACUCGCGCGUCCACGCGACCUCGCGCCCGCACGUCUGCCCCGAGUGCGGCAAGGCGUUCGCCCACGCCGACGACCUGUCGGCGCACGCCCGGGUCCACGCGGCCGACCCCGGCGGGCACCCCAACGCUUGCGCCCGCUGCGGCGCCCGCUUCCGCCUGCCCUCGCACCUCCUCGCGCACGAGCGGACGCACACGGGCGAGCGGCCGUUCGCGUGCGCCCGCUGCGGCAGGGCGUUCGCCCACGCCUCCACCCUCCGGCGGCACGAGCGGGCGCACGCAGGCGAGCGACCGCACCGCUGUGACACGUGCGGGGCGCUGUUCUCGCGCGAGUCCCACCUGCGGCGGCACCGCGGACGGAGGCACGCGCGCGGCAGGGAACGCCACGCGUGCGCGCUCUGCCCCACCGCCGCGUUCUACUCGGAGGCGGCGCUGGCCAGACACGAGGGGCGCCACCUGCGCAAGGGGGGGGCGGCUGGAGGAGCGAGAGGAGGGUGGGGGGGGGAGGAGGGGUUACUGCGAAGCCGUCGGAGCGUCGGAGCGGCCGCGGAGGCGGAGGAGUGGGCGCGGAGGAGCCGGCAACGACGACGCGGGAACGGGAGUGGCGCCCGGGACGCUCGCUGUGGCCGGGAAGUGACCGCUCCCUUUCCUCGCGCACCCCGCUGACGGAGGCGAGAAGCUGGCGUGAAACGACCGGACCGGCGGCGGCCGACUGUCCCUCAAACUUCGUGUGCAUCCCGUUCCAUUGUAAUGCGUAAUGUACUGUAUGCGUGUUAAAUGUCCCUUUCGCACCGCCGUACGUAGCUGACCAUAGCUAAUUGGAGGUGUUGGGGGGGGGGGAAGGAAAACAAGCGAAA